Messenger RNA from Oryza brachyantha (malo sina), 1806 nucleotides. RefSeq lists its product as uncharacterized. The coding region runs from base 362 to 1102 and encodes 246 amino acids. Lineage: Eukaryota; Viridiplantae; Streptophyta; Magnoliopsida; Poales; Poaceae. The record is from RefSeq and is a predicted model, not a curated record. The transcript has 15 exons.
UUAUUUUGUUGCAUAGAAGGAGAAAAGUAAAGGAAAGGUUCGCAGUAUUGAUGUAUGGGAUGAAGCACAUAAGAAAAAGGAUCCUCAUCUAAAGGCAGCACUGGAAAUGGCGUAUAAUGAAUUAGCCAAAAGAAAAGAUACUAAAUCUGGCAAUCUUUCAACCAAAGAUUAUGGGGAAGUUUUUGGAGGUAUAGUUGGAAAAGAGACAAAACUUCAAGGGUACUAUGAUAAUAAUAAUAAUAAUUGGAGCCAGGUAGAGGUUUAUCAGGGACUAGGUGUUCCUAGGGAAUGUGAGGAAUAUGAAAUGCUAAAGUUAUCAAUGGAGACAAUGAGAAAAUAAAUAGAGGUAUUGAGUCAUGACAUGAAUCUUAUGUGUGCCUUCAUAAAACGGAAAUUCCCUGCAGAGGAUUGGUGCACCAUGGUGGUAGCCAAAGAAAAUAAUAUUGAGAAUAUUGAUGAAGAAGUUAAUAACACAGAGUCAUGUGACAAUGUUGAACGGGUGCAGUUGCACUCUUCCAGUUAUGCUAAAGCUACAGAUGGUCAUGUGAAUCUAUCUGUACCACAAGAACACAUGAUUGCCAAACAAGUAAUUACCGCGAGCACUACCAAAAGGUUAAAGGCUAGUCACUGGUCCACGGAACCAACUAUGGUGGGUGAGAAUGAAACUGACAAGGUUCAUAGUUUUGAACAAGCUAUUGAUGGCAAUACAAAUGGAUUUGCUAAUAACCUAGCUAGUCCAGGUGCUAAUCUUCACUCUACAUCAAAUUAUGUGCAGCAAUCAUCUAAUAUUUGUUGUACUAAUGCCAAGGAUCAUCAUGAGAACCAGCCUAUACCAUAUGAACGCACAUUUGCCAAGCAAUCAAGCAUGGAAAUAAAUAUCAAAAGGUCCAAACUAGUCCAAAAGAAUUUGGAAUUAUCUCAGAAUGGAAACAAUAAGGGUCAUAUUCAACAGACUGACAAUGAUAUUAUAGAUACAUUUGUUAGUGAACUUGAAGACUUUUCUUCCGGUGCCCAUGCUAUACCAAACAACAUAUAUGUUGUACCAAGUUACGCCAGGUCAAUUCAACUAGAGCUAAACCAAGUUAUGCCACUUCUGUUUUAACAAAUCAACAGAUUGGCGCAGAGUUGCAGCAAGCAAGCCAUUGCAAGCUCUGGCAAAAGGCCAAGAUCUAGUGAAAGUUACGUGGAACCAAUUUUAUCUCAUAAGGACAAAGUCAAUCAGGUGCCUCAAAGAAAGGAAGUCUUAAAACAAAGUUCAUCUAAAUUAGACCAAAGGGUGGUUUUCAUAUUCUCAUUGAAUCCAGUAUACAAAAAUAGAGUUGUGGCAAAAGGUAAUUUAGUGACUAUGGAUAGCACACAUGUGGUUGGAGGAGAUAUGGUUGGAAGUGAAUAUUAUGGUGUGGCUAUUCAUGCUGUUUCAAAUAUUGGUAAUGAGAGGCUACCUAGACCAUUUGAAAAUUGCCAUACAGUAAGAGACGCCAUUGGUUGUUUUACUGUUAUUGCUUGGCCUCGAUCCCAUGUAAAAAACUGAAAGCAAAUACUUCAACCUGCGUGGUAGGUCAGCCUAAGACAAAUACUUCAACCCGCUCGGAGAAAGGAGUUGAUUAUAAAAAGAAUAGAAGCAAGGGUGUUCCCUUCUAAAAAUAGAUGAAAGAUGAAAGAAUGGAUGCACUUUCUAGUUGAAGAAUUCAUUCAGAUUGAUCUCCAUCAAUUUAGAAGACUUACCUUAGUUUUAUGUUUAGGAAUUUGUAUUGACCUUUAUUUUUCCAUUCAGUCGUUAUGUGGAUAUCGUAUAUUUUUCACUGU